ACACACACACACAUACUCUCUCUCCCUUUCACACAGCUUCACAAAUGCACAGCCCGGAGCUGGACUGGCCGGAGGAAUACAACAUCUGAUUGAAAGCUCUGAUGAGUAAACGUCUUUCGGUUGGCGCUGUUUGUGAUUAAUGGAACAUCAAAAGCUCAGUGUGAUACAUUCCCGAGGAUACGAGUCUGCCAGGGACACAUAAACAUCAUUAAUGAAGAAGAAGCAGAUUGAAGAGAGACGGAACGAGGAGUGAAGGAUGUAGAGCUGGAGGUGGGGGCAGGAUGGAGUGCUCCUGGAAGACGGUGCUGCUGCUGGUGUGCACGUCUCUUGGGGUCCAGUACACGGCUAUCCAAACCCUGAGGGACUCACUGUCUGGACCCUGCCAAAGAGCCUACCGCUGCAGGAGCAGAUACCACAGAGAUUCCAGAUGGGCUGCCCUGUGCGAUGACAGCUGGAUGCCCACCGAGUUGCCUCAGAAGCAUAUACUGCUUUUUGCAACCACGCGUAGCGGCUCCUCCUUCACAGGACAGCUCCUCAACCAGCAUCCUGGGAUCUUCUACGUUUUUGAGCCCCUCUACCACGUCCAGCAGGCCUUCACUAACUCCAGCAGCAGGCUGCGGCGAACUCUAGACCGCCGGGCUUUACUGGGAGCAUAUAGGGACCUCCUCUUAAACUUGUACACCUGCGACCUUCACUUCAUGGAGAAUUACAUCCGCCCUGAGCCCCAGGACCACAUCACAAGCUCCUUUUUCAGACGGAGCUCGAGCCAUGCCCUCUGUUCUCCUCCGGUUUGCUUGGAAGGGGUGGUUGCUGCAAUAUCUGAUUCACCUGAUGAAAUCUGGUGUCCCAAAAAGUGCGGCGUCCUGAACCUCACUCUAGCCUCCAUGUCAUGUAUGUCAAGAGGACACAUAGCCAUAAAAACCGUGCGGAUCCCUGAGGUGGGAGACCUGCGAACUCUGACGGAGGAUCCGCGACUGGACCUGAAGCUCAUCCACCUGGUGAGAGACCCCAGAGCCAUCCUUGCGUCACGCAUCAUGGCAUUCUCUGACCAGUUUCGUGCUUGGAAAAUAUGGAACGUCACCGGACGGCAGCCUCGAUACGUGGACCUCUCGCAGAUCACCAGCACCUGUAAGGACAUGGCUGCCUCUGCGGAGACAGGCUUUCAGAGACCGGCGUGGCUGCGAGGGCGCUACAUGCUUGUGCGCUAUGAGGACUUGGCUCUUGAUCCAAUUGCCUGGGCGACUGAGAUUUACAGGUUUGUGGGGCUGGAGAUGGAAGACAGGGUGAGGAUGUGGAUUGUGAAGAACACCAACACCAAUGUGUCGGCUCCGUCUGAGUGGAAUUACAAAUACUCCACCACUAGAGACUCCAGAGCCACGGCAGAAAGCUGGAGGCUUCGUCUAAGCUUUGACAUUGUGAGAACGAUUCAGAAUCUUUGCGGCGACACGUUGGCUCUGCUCGGAUACAGGCAGGUUUAUUCCGCAGCCGAACUCAGAAACUUGUCGCAAAGUUUAGUGGAGCACAGAACAUUUCGGCCUGUCACAUGAUGACGCGAGCGAGUUGCUUAUUUAAAAAUGUGUCUAUGCUCAGAUUUCAUUCUGUCAAGACGCUGAUAAAAUGAAUGUAACUUAUUUUAGUUCUGACCCAUGCCUAAAGUCCUUUGCUAUUGUUGGUGGGUUUCUGUUAAAUGUUUCAAAAGUGCCAAUUUUUUCACUGACACAAUGAUGCAAUAUUGGUUCUACUAUUUCUGCUGUAUACCCAUACCUAUAUUACUUAGGUAUUGGCCUGGGGUCCCAAUCAAGGCUGGUACAUGCCGAGCUGCACCCCCAAUGAACUGCGUGACGUUGUAUUUGCUUUGUCAGCUUUUUUAAAUUAUAGCCUAUUAUCAUGGGCACCGCUUACGUGACUGUAUUUAGGCCAUAAUCAUAAUUUUGUUGAUCUAAAAGCCUGGCUUUUUUUUACUUUUAUGGAUCAUUUUUUAUUUUAUUUGUUACAUUUAUCAGAUUCAGAUUUAAGCUAAUUAUUUAAUUUGACAAACAACAUUCUUCUGACUGACAGUAACAUUAACAUUUUGUACUCGAUACAUAACCUGUGGGGCGAGCUAAAGGCUGAGGCGACGACUUUUCAAUCGCAAAAAUUUGGAGUACAUCCCAAAACAUGAAUGGUCAGAAAUACUAGUAUGCAAAUAUUUUCUCAGUAAUUGUAAUGAGCAUUCUAUUGCUACAAUGCCAAAAAAGCUUUUCCAUUGAGAAGGGUGCAUAUAAUCUUUUCGCCAUGUCGGUUUUUGUUAAAAUGUAAAUAAAAACCGAUCAUCUUUUUUAAAAUCCCUUACCCUGAUUGUCUUUUCAUCUGAUAGGAGAUGCCUGAGUUAAUUUUUAUCAGAUUUAAGCUUUUUAGUUGAAUGACUGCCAUCUGUCUCCAUAAUUUUGAGCUCAACCAUGUCUGUUUCACUCCUUAAAAAAUAUUGAUAGUGAGAGACUGUAUUGGCUGUUGCAGAUCCUAGUCUUUCUCUUGGCAUGUGAUCUACUCAAAACUGUCCACAGCAGAGCACAGCUCAAAACUCUUGUCAUCGAACUUUAAGAUGUUCAAAGCAAAUUCCUAAUUUUGUGUGUCACAAGAACAACUUUUACUUUGGUUGUGACGGUACACAACUGUUACCAUACAGGAAACUCUUUGCUUGUUUUUAGUUAAACGCCUUCAGAACAGUCAUUUUGGUUGGUUAGUUAAAACUAGUUAUUUUGUACAUGGACUCCAUUUUAAGGUAGCAUUGAAUUAUGACUCAGCAGCAGAAUCUGAAAUGACACAAACCAAUGUCAGGGACAAAAAAAAUCUUGAUCAGGAUACCCUUAGUAAAAUCCACGAAGACCAAAUCAUGAAUAAGGCGUUAGAUCUUCAAGAACAACACGCCAUGUGGAUUUGAAAAAGGAUUAGGUCAGCAACAAAAUAAAAUCAGGCUUUGUGAGGUUUCAUAAUAUUAUACUAAACUAUUUUCCAGUAUUGAAAUACUGCUCUGACAAGGACGCCUGGAUAGGUGUCAAAAUGUUUUCAGAAAGAAUUGAACGAAAGUCCGGUUGCCUCCAAUUUAAGCCUGUUUGCUGUUACUCGUAGUUAAUACUCGUAUUAACUAAGAGUUAAUGCAGCAUCAUUGUCAUUUUGUAACGAAAAAGAAGUUGGUGGAUUUGAUGUUUCCUGUUUUAAAACCUAGUCUUUAAAUAUUCAAAAACGUAGUAAAUGAUCUGUAUCUCAUGAUUCAGUAUUGUUGUGUUUAAAUGUUUUCAAUUCAUUCCAGCUGCUGAUCUUUCAUUCUGUCUGAUCUGACAAGGGGGGUUAUUGUUCGUUUAUCCCUUAUUUCUCAAGAGAGUCACCCCCUCCCUGCAUAGCAACACAGGAAAAUAAAUAUUAACAAUGACUUCAUGUAAUAUUCAAAGCUAAUUAUUUAAAAAAUAUACCUUGCAAAACUGUUCUAACACAUUUCAACAAUAUUUGACAUGUGGUUUGUGACAUUUCCUUUUAAGUCUUGCAGAGAUUUUACAUCUAGCUCCCAAUUUAAACGUCCAGAGCCAGCAGGAGCAAACGUACAAAUGCAAAUCAUCCAGAACAAAAGGUUACAAAGG
Messenger RNA from Fundulus heteroclitus (mummichog), 3614 nucleotides. RefSeq lists its product as uncharacterized. Gene Ontology annotation, biological process: keratan sulfate proteoglycan metabolic process; N-acetylglucosamine metabolic process. Bases 282 to 1547 code for a protein of 421 amino acids. The record is from RefSeq and is a predicted model, not a curated record. Gene Ontology annotation, molecular function: keratan sulfotransferase activity; N-acetylglucosamine 6-O-sulfotransferase activity. The transcript has 4 exons. NCBI's taxonomy places the organism in Eukaryota, Metazoa, Chordata, Actinopteri, Cyprinodontiformes, Fundulidae.